UAAACCAGAGUCAAAGUUUAUCUUUGUGAUGACUAGAAAACACACAUGGUUGUAGUUAAAGUCAUGUCAACUAAUAAGAAGCUACUAAGUUGAGAGUCAGGACUGAGUUUAUUAUACUGUGUGUAUGUGUGUGUGUCUGCAGUGUUACUGGUUUACCUCUCAGACUCCUGGAGAUGAAGGAAGAGGAGGAAGAGGAGGACAGAGUCUCUAAUAUCCAGCUGUCUGUCUGUGAAGAGUGACUGGUCCAAUGAUUAUCCUCCAGACUUCAGUAAUGAACCUGGACCCUCAGACACAAAAACAAAAAUCACACUUUGAGACAAGAUCCUCAUUUUCAGGCGCUGUCGGCUUUCCAGCUUUAACAAACCAAUGAAAACAUGUGAAAACGCCACAGUUCACUGAACCACAGCAAACAGAGAGCCAAGAUGACGGAGGCGGACCUCCUAAACCUUCUGCAAGAUUUAACAGAUGAUGAAUUUAAGGAGUUCAAGUGGUACCUGGAAAAAGAAAAGGUGGACGACAUCCCACCCAUCAAAAAGAGCAAGCUGGAAAAGGAAGAGAGGCAGGAUGCUGUAGAUCUGAUGGUGCAGAAAUAUGAAUUUUCUGGAGCUGUGGAGGUGAUGAAGAGCAUUUUAAAGAAGAUCAAUAGGAAUGAUCUGGUGGAGGAGUUAUCAAACAUCGACUCAGGAGCAGAAGCAGAUGGUGAUCUGCAGAAGGGUUUAGGUAUAUGUAAGAUCAAUCUGACGAGGAGAUGUCAAAAAGUGCCUGAAACAAGUGAUGAACCAGAAGAUGAAAUCCUCUUCGACGAUAGAUACACUGAUGUCUACAUCACAGAGGGAAGCAGUAACGAAGUUGAUACUCAACAUGAGGUGUGGCAGCUUGAGACAGCUUCCAAGAUGAAGACCCUCCAUGACACUCCAAUCAAAUGCCACAACAUCUUUAAAAAGUUCACUCUGGACUGGGCAGUGGGCUCCGAAAACCAAGAUAUCAGUCUGCUGGUUCUGCUUCCAUUCAGGGAGCUGAACUCGAUCAAAGAUGAGCAGUACAAUCUGAUCAUGCUGAUCCAAGAAUGCCAUCCAACAUUAAAGCUCACAGCAAAGAAGCUUGCGGAGCUGACAGAGGCUGACAACACAGUUCUUCUGAAGCUGGGGAGGCUGGCAUUUGAACAGCUGCAGAAAGGAAACAUCCUGUUCUACCAAAAAGACCUGGAGCAGUGUGGUCUUGAUGUCACAGAGGCUGCAGUGUUAUCAGGAUUUUGUACACAGAUCUUCAAAAGAGAGAAACUCCAGAAGAAAACGGUUUACUGCUUUGUUCAUCUGAGCGUUCAGGAGUUUCUGGCUGCAGUCUACAUGUACCACUGUUACACCAGCAGGAACACAGAGGUACUGAAGGACUUCCUGGGAGAAGACUACAGUGACUCAUCUCUGGAUCACUUCCUGAACGGAGCCAUGGAGAAAUCUCUCCAAAGUAAAAAUGGCCACCUGGACCUGUUUGUUCGCUUCCUUCAUGGCCUCUCUCUGGAGUCCAACCAGAGUGUCUUAGGAGACCUGCUGGGUCAGACAGACAACAGUCCAGAAACCAUCCAGAGAGCCAUCACCAACCUGAAGAAGAUGAAUAUGGAGGUCUCUCCUGACAGAAGCAUCAACAUCUUCCACUGUCUGAUGGAGAUAAACGACGGCUCAGUACAUCAGGAGAUCCAAGAGUUCCUGAAGUCAGAGAACAGAUCAGAGAAGGAACUCUCUCUGAUCCACUGCUCAGCUCUGGCCUACAUGCUGCAGAUGUCAGAGGAGGUUCUGGAUGAGUUGGACCUGGAGAAGUACAACACAUCACAUGAGGGACGACAGAGACUGAUCCCAGCUGUGAGGAACUGCAGAAAGGCUCGACUUCCUCACUGUUAUCUCACAAAGACUCACUAUGAAGUUGUGGCCUCAGCUCUGAACGUCAACCCCUCCCAUCUGAGAGAUCUGGACCUGAGCUACAACAUCCUGUAUGAGUCAGACAUGAAGCUUCUGUGUGCUGGACUUGAGAGUCCAAACUGUAAACUGGAGACUCUGAGAUUGUGUGGCUGCAGUUUGUCAGAGACCAGCUGUGCUUCUCUGGUCUCAGCUCUGAAGGCUAACCCCUCCCAUCUGAGACUGCUGGAUCUGAGUAACAACAAGCUGAAGAGCUCGUCUGUGAAGCUGCUGUCUGAUCUUAAGGAGAGUCCAGACUUUAGACUGGAGACUCUGGGAUUGGAUGGCUGCAGUUCAUCAGAGACCAGCUGUGCUUCUCUGGCUUCAGCUCUGAAGUGCAACCCCUCCCAUCUGAGAUGGCUGGAUCUGAGUAACAACAAGCUGCAGGAUUCAGACGUGGAGCUACUGUGUGAUCUUCUGAAGAGUCUAGACUGUAGACUGGAGGAACUGAUAUUGGGUGACUGCAGUUUGUCAGACACCAGCUGUGCUUCUCUGAUCUCAGCUUUGAAGUGCAACCCCUCCCAUUUGAGAUUGCUAGAGCUGAGUAAAAACAAGCUGCAGGAUUCAGUCGUGGAGCUGCUGUGUGAUCUUCUGAAGAGUCCAGACUGUAGACUGAAGAGACUGGGAUUAUGGGGCUGCAGCUUGUCAGAGACCAGCUGUGCUUCUCUGGUCUCAGCUCUGAAGUGCAACCCCUCCCAUCUGAAAGAGCUGGAUCUGAGUGACAACAACCUGAAGGAUUCAGAUGUGAAGCUGCUGUGUGAUCUUAAGAAGAGUCCACGCUGCAGACUGGAGUAUCUGAGCUGGUGAUGAUCUCCAUCAGAGUGAGUCAACAUUGUUCAGAAGGUCAUCCAGUUUCAGCACCGGCAUCCCUCUUUAACCCACUCACAGUUUACAGGCACAGUGCCGCCGCUGGUGUGCAUGUGCAUGAUGGUAUCAGGAUGCUCUGCACCAAUCAAGGUCUUCGUUCAGCUUCCUGUUAACUCAGUAGCAGUAGCAGAGUAAAGCUGAGUCAGAGAAGUUUUGACUUUUUCUGUAUUCAUUGCUGCAGUUUCUUGACUUUAA
Scomber japonicus (chub mackerel) is the source of this 3011-nucleotide messenger RNA. Its product is annotated as NACHT, LRR and PYD domains-containing protein 12-like. Lineage: Eukaryota; Metazoa; Chordata; Actinopteri; Scombriformes; Scombridae. The transcript has 12 exons. The coding region runs from base 423 to 2756 and encodes 777 amino acids. Gene Ontology annotation, molecular function: protein binding. The record is from RefSeq and is a predicted model, not a curated record.